ACACACACACUUCUUAGGAAAUGCAAUCCCUUUACUGCAAAGGGCAGUGAGUGUGACUCCACCCCCGGUCAAGAUGAUAUAAAGAUGAAGUGAUUUGCUUUCAAUUUGAACACUUCCCUUCUCUUCUGCUUGCAGACCGGCUGGUGUGAAAUAUUCAAAACUAAUCAUGAGCAGAAACUUCUUGUCCAAAAAUGAUGAACUCCGCAGGGGAGACUACCUGGUGUCCAACAACAAGCAGUUCAAAGCUAUAUUUCAGGAUGAUGGUAACUUUGUCAUCUAUGGCUGGAAGCCUUUGUGGGCUUCGGACACCUAUGGAUCAGACGCUGUCCGUCUGAUCAUGCAGGCUGACUGCAACCUAGUCCUGUACAACAAAUCUAACACACCUAGGUGGAGCACAAACUCUUGCGGACCUCUCGCCAAACUGUGCCGUCUUCAACUGACCGAUGACGGCAAACUGGUGGUGAACAGAGAGUGCGAAGAAAUCUGGAGCUCUUAAAAGUCCAAAGGCAUGAAGUGAUGCUUGUGUGCGACCAUCCUUUGGCAUAAACCUUCAGCGAUGUUAUUUAAGCAACAUAUACCAGCGCAUAAACAAGCCUUUCCUUUUUCUUUCUGGUUAGCUUUGAGCAGACUCUGAAUUUCUGCUCUGAAUGCGCAUGUUCACUGCUGUAAAACACAAAGGAUUGUAACCAAGUGGCAAAAAGAUAAAGAAAUAAAAUGAAAGGUAUUUGACCAA
Messenger RNA from Neolamprologus brichardi, 733 nucleotides. Its product is annotated as B-type lectin plumieribetin-like. The record is from RefSeq and is a predicted model, not a curated record. Lineage: Eukaryota; Metazoa; Chordata; Actinopteri; Cichliformes; Cichlidae.